Messenger RNA from Amoebophrya sp. A120, 5925 nucleotides. The record is from the annotation of a GenBank genome assembly. NCBI's taxonomy places the organism in Eukaryota, Dinophyceae, Syndiniales, Amoebophryaceae.
AUGUGCAAUAACCAUCGUCUCCACAUCAACUUCAACCAACUUCAUAGUUUCACGUUUAAAAAAACCAUGUCGACUACAUCCGACGGAGUUGUCGGUCCUGAGCAACAGGAAUCGCAAAAGCGACCUGCAUUCUUGCUCGACGACCUUACUCGCCGGGUGUGCUUUUGGAGAAAAGAAGAAACAUCUACCAAUGGAGUUGCGGGUGGUAUUGUACAAGAACAGGAAUCGCAAACGCGACCUGCAUUCUUGUUCGACGACGUCAUCCGCCGGGUUUGCUUUUGGAGAAAGGAAGAGAGCGUGAAAGUACCAGGGAAAAAUGUGAUGCAGAAACCGCAAACGGAAUUCGACAAGAUCCUUGCGGAGUACGAAAAGGAUUUGAAGAAGGAUGUCGCGGAGCAGGCAGAUGCGGCCAACAAGCAGAAAUACACAACAACUGGAAAUAUUUUCGGGUUUGUGCUCUCGCCGAGCAAGAUGAACAAAUCGACGAGCGGCAGUGUGACGACAAGCAACUGCUCAUCUGCGUCUAUCAAGAAACAGCAGAAAUCACGGCAGCGCGGCACCAAGACCGGCAGUUCCAAGAACGCCGCUACUGUCUCUUCCGCUGCGCCGGGUGGUGGUGAAGAACAUGAUGAAAUCAAGCUCGUGGACAAUAUCGCGAACGACUCUCGUAGAAGUGAAUCGGAGACCACCACCACAAGUACAGAUGAACCCGAGUGCUCCUGUGCGGGUCGCUCGGACGAGACCAAAUCCACAGCCUGCACGACCUCCUGGUGGCGGAAAAUUUUGCUUUUCCUCGGGGUUUUUACCGGUUUGUUGACACCCGUAUCACCAGUGACGAUAACUUCUUGCUUCACCUCCUUGAUUGCAUGUCAUUCGGACCUUUUGUCGUGUUUGUUUGUCAUGUCAUGCUCGGGGGAAUCAAUGAAACUGCGCCUGAACAAUUUGUAUAAAUGCAAGCAGUAAAAAGAUGAAGAUCUCUGCGUCCACCGUUUUAUCUUUAGUAUUGUUCUUUCAUGCUGCACUUGCUCUUAUACCACGCGCGAAGCGGUGUGUCGCAGGGAAAGUUAUUGCAAAAUCUGAUAGCUGACGUUUGUUCUCGCGCGACAGCACAUGGGGAGGCGGAUGCGGUACGCUGUUGCAAAAAUGUAGCUUUGCCCGUAGAGUCCAUGAUGUUGGAUAUUCAAGGCAGAUGAUUGAUCAUUCUCAUUGCGCUUUUCAAUACUAAAGAAGAUCUGCAUCGUGCGUAUCAAUCUUUGUUUCGUGUCCUCGCAUCUGUAGUCGCCACAGAGUCAAGCAUUUUUGCAAUGCAUACCGGAUCGAGCGAGGACAUCGAUCCAGCGGGUGGCGAGGGGCCAAGUAUGGGAAUGUCAGGCCUGAAAUUGCAAUUGGUAAAGUUCAAACCGAAACGAUUUGCAAUGCAUAAAAUCGACUCCAGUUCGAUCCACAGUUUUUACCCGGCCCGUAGCAUCAAAUUUUCCUAGAAUCUCGAGCAAAUCUGUCAUGCUGUGCAGCAGGGGAGAUGAACCAGAAGAGCUCGUUCCUUCUGUCAUGCUAGUCAUUUGCCCAGCUCUACUUGGCUUUGACCUUUAGCAGGACGAUAAUCAUCUGCCUGCCUUGCGUCCCCUGCAAUGGAGUCGCUUUCUGUGUCGCAUUAUACACAUCAUAGUUUACGUAUUUCAACCUCGUCAAUCUGUGUCCUGACGUUUCCAUACCAACAUGGGGCGCAGGAAUAGUCCAGCAGAAGCAAACGGCGGUGGAGAUCGAUGGAUCGGCUAGUGUGUCGACGACUGGUAUGGGACGAAAAAAUUUACAGCGUACAGCAUUGAUAUUCAUAUUCUUUUUCUUCCGUUCCUCAUCACAUUGUAAUCUAUCUGUGUGAAGGCUGUAGUUUUGCAUGUAUCAUCCUCAUGACCACUGAAGCCGAGCUACGUAUACGCACGUUAGAAGAGUGCUUCAAGUUCAGUUGUGGCGCGAACAGGAGAGAGGUUAAAGUUGCGUCUUUAGGUCUGUGAGACGUGAUGAUGAUUGUGAUUCUUUGCUUCUUCCUGCUUGGACGAAGUGGGACACGUGGCUCCACGACCAGGAGGGUCUGCUUCUUUCACUCAAUGUGAUGGAUGUGCAAUUUUCAACACUUCAACCAACUUCAUAGUUUCACGUUUAAAAGAACAUGUCGACUACAUCCGACGGAGUUGUCGUUCCUGAGCAACAGGAAGCGCAAGAGCGACCUGCCUUGCUCGACGACCUCACUCGUCGGCUGAUGUGCCUCUGGAGAAAAGAAGAAAUGCAAACAUGUACCAGCGAUGGUGUUGGUGGUGCUGGGCAAGAACAGGAAUCGCAAACGCGACCUGCAUUUUUGUCCGACUACCUGUUCCGACGGGUUGUGUGUUUUUGGCGGAAGGAGGAGGAGGUGAAAAUGCCCGGCAAAGCAACCGCACCGCAGAAAACGAAAACGGAAUUCGACAAGAUCCUUGCGGAGUACGAAAAGGAUUUGAAGAAGGAUGUCGCGGAGCAGGCGGAUGCGGCCAACAAGCAGAAAUACACAACAGCUGGGAAUAUUUUCGGGCUUGUGCUCUCGCCGAGCAAGAUGAAAAACUCUACUAAAGCGACGUCUGCUACCAACGAUCCGUCCACAGUGUCGGCGCAACCAAUCAACAGCGGCAGUUUGACAGCUAGUAGCUCGUCUGCGUCUACCACGAAACAGCAGAAAUCACGGCGGCGCGGCAUCAAGACGGGCAGAAGUUCCAAGAACGCCAGUACUAGUGUCUCUACUGCGCUGGGCGGUGGUGAAAAACAUGAUGAAGUCAAGCUCGUGGACGACAUUGCGAACAACUCUCGUAGAAGUGAAUCCGAGACCACCACUACAAGUACGGAUGAAGCCGAGUGCUCCUGUGCGGGUCGCUCGGACGAGAACAAAUCCACAACCUGCACCAGCUCCUGGUGGUGGAAAGUUUUGCUUUUCCUCGGCGCUUUGACCGUUUUGACACCGGUAUAUUUAUACAUAGAUACCACGACGCCUGAACAAGUAGAUGAGAUGAUUUGCAUUUGAUUUCUCGGUUUUUUUUGGCUCAAUACACGACGUUUCACACAAGCAACCUGUUCCUGUGCAUGAAAAAUGACAAACACAAGAACUACUUUUCUGAAACUGAAACAAUGUCUUGUUUGCGUCACGUAGAUGAAAAUGUAGCUCUAAGAGCUAGGUGCUGCAUGUUGAUCAACAUCACAUCAUGAUAAAACAGACGUUCGUUUUCGCGCGCAAACGCAUGUUGCGGCGGGUGUAUGCUGUGCAAAAGCGUUGCUUGAUAUUUUUUUUUAAAUGUGCGACGUGCCAUGGUAGUGGUUAAAAAGAUUCGUGUCGCAAUAUGAAGCUUUUAUUUGUCCCCUCGUAAAAAUACUAGUAUCUACUAUUUUGUAUAGCUGCAUGACAUCAUGGGCAGAAAGUCAGAGUCAGACACUUUUGCACCGCAUACCGGACAGGAUGAAAUCAAGCCAGCGGAAGUCAAAGAAGCAGCGGGUGCAGCCACUAUGAGAGCGCACAACUCCCCCUCCACGUCAUAAUUUGGAAGGGGGCAUGAACAGCUUUCCUUCGUCAGCAAGAGUGCAGGUUUGGCAUGACAAAUUUAUUUAUUGCGCAGGAUUGUAGUGCUGUUUGGGCCUAGUGCCAGCACUUUUUGUAAUGCAAACAUUUCCUCUUAGAGGCGAGGCGUGAAUAUCAGUUUCGUUUUGCAUGACAAAUGAGGGGUUUUGAUAUGGUGCAGUCUGGUACGCAUGACAAAUGAGGGAUGGUGGAGGAGGAGUUGUGCACUCUGAUAGCUACGGAGAGCAGCGGUGCAGCAGCUGUCCAGCAGGAACCAACGGUGGUGGACAUCGAGGGGUCCGGGACCGUUUCGAGUGAUCGUAGGGGAUCGGAAAUUAGAAGAACGCAGCAUUGAUGUUGUAUUUCUCUUCAACUUGCAUGCAGCAACGUCAAGACGAACGUAUAUUUGUUGAAAAUGAAGAAAAUGAAGAACUCGAACCCAAACCUCCGCACGCCCCCCUAGUGCAGGAUAAAUGAUGAUGAUGAUGAACAUGAACUUGUCAUGCAACACCUACAGCUGCGUCUCUCUGCGCCAGUGGUCGCAGCCCCACCAAUUCAGUCACAGUAUACAACAUUUUUAUAAGUUUGAGCAGCUGUGGCUUAGGAAAUGUUGAAGAUUGUGAACAAUGCCACUUCGUUCCUCUAGCAUAAGCAGCGGUGCCAGCACCUGGGAAACGAUUUCGAACUCGAUUUACUCGGCGUUUCUGGGAACGAGCGGUAUUGAGCUGUUCUUUUCACACGGUGCGUACACGUAGGACCUCGUCCGCAUGACAUUCUAGUGCGCUUCUACCCUAUGAUGUCGUUCCUUCUGGAAUUUCGUGUUCUCUAAAAUAAUCAAACUGAAGGUGAUCCUGCACAAAAAAUCCCAGCAGAUGUGAUUGCUGACGGACAGAAACAAGAGGUGGGAGCAAAGCCGUCUUCGGCCAUCGAAAUGCAAACCGCGGGAGGAAAGCAAAGUGGAGACCAGAAAAUGGAACGUAGUGGGAGUGAUACAAGGACAACAGUUGUAGGAUUGGAAGGCAGCACGGGGACUGCAACGGGUAUCAAAUUGUUGACAUUAUUGAAAUUCAUUCCUCCAGACGCAAACUUGUGCGUGCUUAUCUCAGGAGCUUCUGUAUCUGUUUAUGUGUGAUUGCGAAAUGUAGACUCUGACGCCAACGUUUGUUGCGAGACCGAAUUAGAAUUUGCAACUCGAGUAUGAAUGAACUCUGUUGUGAGACGGAAUUUCAUAUUAUAAAAUUUACGGAACUUGUUUGAUUGAAACAUCAGAUACUCUUCCUUCAUCAGCUGUUCCGUCGGCCUCUACAAAUGAUGUCGUCGCCGAAACUGCUAUGGAAAAGCAAGAUGCAAAAGCUGCACCUGCGUCGGUUAUCGAAGUGAAGCCACCAGCUGCGGCUUCGACUGGUCAGGAAAGUGGGUUGGCGAAGAGCGGUACUGAACUGUUGAAGUUGAUGUUUCUGUAACCAUGCGUGUGAUUUACCUGUGUUGGCACCUUGAUACUUCUUACAAAUUGCUAUUGUAUUUGCACGGAUUCACUUGAUGCGCGUGUCUUCACCACUUUCACAGAAACGCCGACGAGUGUCGCCUCGGAUUCUGCAGACAUCGCGUCAGCGAAUGUUGAGCAGCAGCUGGAUGAGCAGCGCAAACUAUCAUCGGCAACCGAAACAAAAACAGAUGAAUCGGGUUUCUCCACAUCCUCUGCUGUGGAAAAACACACGACAGAAGCACAACUCGAGAAGCAGAACGGCCCUAAAGCAGCAGGAGAAAGCGAGAAGAGCCAGAUUGUAGCUGGAGGUCCCUCAUCUGUCGUGUCUACUGCCGCAAGAACCGCUGCUGCGGAGCCGGCGAAGGUAGAGCAGGUUGAGCAUGAUCAUGAACGACAAAGCAACGCGCAAACGAAGUUGCUGUCGUCCUCUACAAGCGGCGUUUCUUCUUCUGGUGCAGCUCCUUCGUCAGCUACCAUGUCGAUUUCGGGUUCUCCCGAAUCGCAGGUGAAAACCCAAGAAACGAAAGCGGGGCAUGCGCAGUCUUUGGAAAUUGCCGGAAGCAGCCCGACUGACAGUGAUGAACUGGAUUCAACUACAACCAGACGAGCGGGUAUUAAGGCGAAACAAGAACAAUCCGGAAGCGGCACCGGAGAUGAACAUGAAGGCGAUGAAUUAAAGGACUCAGUAGAGAUGAAGGACGAAAAUGCGCCAGCCGAUGGCCGAACUGCGGGUGAAGUGGUGCUGGAGAUGAAGAAAGGCAACAAAAUAGUAGGAGACAGAUGCAGCCAAGGUAGCGAAUGUCUUUCGGGGAAGUGUAGCACAUUUAAAGGAAAAAAGCAGUGCCGACCAUCUAGUGGGGGUUGA